AUGGCCCGAAGACCGUCGUUUUUGGAUCACAUUUCGGACAAUGACAAAGAUGAAAGGCAACGGUCAAGACCAAUGCAGAUCCCCAGACAGGCCCCUUCAGUACAUUCAGAGGGGGGCACUAGUGUAACGGAAGAAACUUUUAGCAGCUCACACUCUUCAGAGUCUUACGUCCCCGCGGAAGAUCAUCCCCUUUCAAAACAAAGUUCCCAACAGCCAAACAGUCAAAAUCCAAGCCAGCAAUUUACUGAGCAUGAAUCAUGUUUCCGGGUAGCCUCAAAUGUGUCACAGCUCUCUGGUAUUGCACAUAAUUCACCACGUAGUUUCACGCAGCGGAAACGUCCGUCCUUUGGGCGACGAAGGAGCUCGUUUUCUCGAGGUUCAUUUGUGGGUCACAACGGCAGCUUUAUUUCAACCUCGUUGAAAGAAGACCUCGACCCUACCACUGAGGAAUUGAGGCAUGGAUCUUUCGGAGACGAUUCUGAGGAAGAGCUAUUCGAACCAGACACUACGGUGGAAAACACUCGAGAAACAAGCUCAGCCACCGCUGAACGAGAAACAACCAUUUUCAAUACAGAACUAGAAGCGAAGGAUAAUGAAAAGAGUGAAGCUCCUCACGGAACCAAAUUUUUCCAGAACUCGGCCCCAAGCAAUGAUGAUCUUUUGCAGCAAUAUACUCCCUUUCAUAACGUACCGACCUCCACAUCAAAGUCAUACAGUACCAAUAAAAGUAUCAGGGGAUUGAUCGGUUCACGGCAAAAAGAGGAGGUAGAGCCAGAACCCCGACUUUCUGAAGACCCAGAGCUUAUCGAGAUAGCCAACUUCCCCACAGAUCUUCUACUGGACAUGUUAACCGCUUUACUCGAUAAGAUAGUACAGUCCAACGAUCUGUUACACCGAGAUAAGUCACCUGGCGAGCGGCCACAAGAAUCACAAAUAGGGUUGCAGACUCCAACAUAUAGCAUGGGUACAGGGAUGUUUGCAGAGCUUCUGAGUUUCCGCGGAAAGCAUGUACCGGCGAUUACACUUCAACAGUAUUUCCAACGAAUACAGAAGUACUGUCCAACGACCAAUGACGUUUUCUUGUCGUUGCUGGUGUAUUUUGAUAGAAUAGCCAAGGCUUGCAAUAAUGGGAAAGAACAAACGUUUGUGAUGGACUCUUUCAAUAUUCAUCGCUUAAUCAUAUCUGCGGUUACAGUCAGUACUAAGUUCUUCAGCGAUUUCUUUUACAGUAACUCCAGGUAUGCGAGAGUUGGAGGCAUUUCUUUGAAGGAGCUCAAUCACUUGGAGCUUCAGUUUCUGGUUUUAUGUGACUUUGAGCUGAUUAUUAGCGUUGAGGAGUUACAAAAGUAUGGGGUUUUGUUGCGGGACUUUUGGCAAAGAGAGCAGGGAGAACUUGAUCCUGCGAUUGUAGUAUAG
Molecule: messenger RNA, 1416 nt
Organism: Lachancea lanzarotensis
Lineage: Eukaryota; Fungi; Ascomycota; Saccharomycetes; Saccharomycetales; Saccharomycetaceae
Gene: PCL6
Product: LALA0S01e02212g1_1
Exons: 1
Coding region: 1-1416 (471 amino acids)
Biological process (GO): regulation of cyclin-dependent protein serine/threonine kinase activity
Cellular component (GO): cyclin-dependent protein kinase holoenzyme complex; nucleus
Molecular function (GO): protein kinase binding; cyclin-dependent protein serine/threonine kinase regulator activity
Source: RefSeq, a predicted model, not a curated record